AGCCAGCUUCACUCGGAUUGGGGCUGGGGUAGGUUACCGAUGGAGACACACCUGGAGAACUCUGGACACUUCUUACUCAGAAUUGGAGCAAAAAGGAGUGCUCCGUAUACGUAGGCUCUACCAUCUACCAGUCUAUCUGUCCUCUUCUGGGCCCCUUUCACCUGACGAGUUCAUGUCGGCGCUGAUGAUGCCGAUGCUGAUGACGCUUAAUUGAUAUGGCACAGCAUAACAUAACCAAUGCACAUCAGCGGAGUCUCCGUCAAUGUAUACAUGCACAUCCAGUCGAGCAUAUCGAGCCAGGACGGAGAGUAAAAGGGAAGAGAAAAAAAGAAAGACGACGAAAAGAGCAGAGAUGAAAAAGAAAGGAAAGGAGAUACUAUGCAGAUGGGAAUGCAGAUGCAUACUUCACCGCCUCAUCUGGUCUUCUUCUUCAUGCAGAGAAUGACCUUGAUAGGGAGAAGCAGAGAGGUGGUGGUUGGGAGUUCGACUUCAGGCCGUCCAUCUACUUUCCAUCUCUCCCUUUCUUUUGCUUCUUCGUCUCUUCUUCGAUUGUACAAGGGAAAGACAGGUUUAUCUGUCUGCUCUUCUCAAUCAUCAUCUGGCUACUACUCUUUGCCGUGCGACUUCAACCUCCUCUGCCGCUUCCACGGUUUACUGUUACUCGCCGGUCAUGGUCACUCUCUCACAGUCCAUCGUAAGACGGACGCCACGUCAACUCUCAUCUCAUUUCCUUACCAUCUAUUAAUGAAUGUUAAAUAGAAGCAGCACACACUAUGGAGUACUUCAUCCAUGCACUCGUCGUGCCGCCGGAACUGGGCCUGCUCUUCUCCGACUCGUCCAGAAAAGGUACCCGAGUUAUAUACUUCUUCCUGACUUCCAUCAACCUCUCGAACAGACCCUGCCAACAAUUUCAAUCCCGUCUCUUCCACUGCAGCCCGAUUGGAGAGAGGAUUGAGGGAAAAACUCUUGUUCGUCCCUUUUAUGUCCCGUCAUAGCCUUGCGUUAUGGUCCGUUUCAUCUCGGCGCAUAUUAAUAAAGUCAGGCAUAACCAUAUUAUCCAUUAGUUAUAUCGCUCAGUCCCAAGUGCUUACUCUGGCAUGCUUAACCUCUCUAGUCCUGCAGCAGCAGCAGACUCGACUCGGAUUCGAGUAACAAACUAACCGGCCCAUCCAGUUUGUUCUGUUUAUCUCUCAUCGUCGUUUCCAGUGACCUCUCUCGGUGCUGGUGCAGAGUACAUACUCCGCACACUGACAUGUAUAUGCCGCCGGCUUAGUACCAAGUGACCGCAGCAAGUGACUUCCAAGCAGUUAAACUAUGCACUGCAUGCAGUGGCUCGCUGGUUAUUCGACUGGCUAGUGAGCAGUGGCUGGCGAUGUGUCCGCUUGCUAUUCAUCAUGUACGACGGAAGUGACCCUUUGCGCCGCUCUGUCUUUGUUUAGAAUUCUUCUUGUCAAGGCCAUUCAUUCAUUGAUUGAUGCUGUCCGACGUGGCCCAUACGAGAUACAAUCUGCUGCUUGUGAACAUCUAGCAUCUUCGCUCCUCUGCUUUAUUGUAACGACGUCACUACAAAGACCAGCAGAGCAAGGUUCAAGUCAAGAAACGGCUUCUUCAGGAUCACCCAGGCGCCUCGCGAUGAUACGGCCUGUGUUUUGCUUUUUUACCCCGGAUUUCUCUGCGCACCCCCUGAAUCAGCCCAUCAGCGCAUCCGCCCAGCGUCCACCACCCGCCCUGCCCAUGACGAUGAUGGCGUCAGCGUGUUUCUAAUUGUCUCUGCCUCCCUUCCGGCGAUGGGCUGACGAUCCCUCUUGCACGGAGUCUCGAGAUGAAGAAUAAUUAACAACAUCGGCAUUGAACAUACACUUCGAAAUCAAUUCCAUCUUCGAUUCCAACAUCGGCCUGGGGAAAAAAAAAAAAGCAAAAAACGGAACACGAGACGAGAGACGCCCGCGUGAUACCUUGCUUUAUUCGAUGAUUUACCUGGUUUUUAUUUGUACGCUGCACACAAGCUGGACUAGUUGCUAUCGGGUCUCACUAGUCGAGUAUUAUUAUUGAUUUGAUUGCUCUCGGUCGUUGCUAUGUAUCAACCUUGAUCGCCAGAGAGACCCGACGGGCGAGCGGCC
This is a messenger RNA of Trichophyton rubrum CBS 118892, 2120 nucleotides long. RefSeq lists its product as uncharacterized. The transcript has a single exon. Bases 379 to 759 code for a protein of 126 amino acids. NCBI's taxonomy places the organism in Eukaryota, Fungi, Ascomycota, Eurotiomycetes, Onygenales, Arthrodermataceae. The record is from RefSeq and is a predicted model, not a curated record.